CUGUAAAAUCAGGAGCAAAUUCUGCAGUUAAUCAAGCUCGACUAAUGGUAGAUGAUUCCAGAAAAAUACGUAUAAUUCGAUCCUUGCACGCAAAGCCUUCUUCCAACCCCACAAUUCCAAUUCAAAGUGUGAUCAUAGACGAAUUAAUCAUAAUUUCCAACACUGCUCCAUCAAAAAAGAUUGGUUUUUUAUGCAAUAAGCUACGAAUCGUUGGUAGUUGGAGCUACUGUUUCUCGAAAUUACCCAAAACAAUAUGGUGGUUGUUUCUCUAGCUUCAUCAGCGCCGAUAUUCCACUGCACUGGUAGUAGCUCGCCGCGAAUUCCCUUAUGCUCUGUACGUGUUUGUGGAAAUGCCUCACAAAAAAGGAGAAAAAUAUCCAGCAAUCCGCUGCGCGUAGCUGCGCCGUCGUCCGCUUCUACCGCCGCCGCUUCUGACGAGGAUCGAGAAAACGUAGAGGCGUCGAUCGAGAUCGAAGAUUUGGAAGAGGAUUCGUCUUCGAAGUUUUCCUGGAGAGAUCAUUGGUACCCUGUCUCACUCGUGGAAGAUCUCGACCCUCGUUAUCCGACGCCGUUUCAGCUGCUGAACCGUGACCUAGUUCUCUGGUUCGACAACUCUGCCUCGCAAUGGGUUGCUUUCGAUGACAAAUGCCCCCACAGGCUCGCUCCUUUAUCUGAAGGGAGGAUAGAUGAGAACGGGCAUUUGCAGUGCUCAUAUCACGGGUGGUCCUUUGAUGGAUGCGGCUCGUGCAGCCGGAUCCCUCAGGCGGCCUCGCAAGGGCCGGAGGCGCGUGCUGUUAAGUCUCCGAGGGCGUGUGCAACGAGGUUUCCGACCAUGGUUUCUCAAGGCCUUCUCUUUGUUUGGCCUGAUGAGAAAGGAUGGGAAAGAGCUCAAGCCACCAUUCCUCCAAAGUUGCCUGAUGAUUUCGACAAGCCUGAGUUUGCAUCGGUGACAAUUCAGCGCGAUCUGUACUAUGGCUACGAUACUCUCAUGGAGAAUGUCUCUGAUCCUUCCCACAUUGACUUUGCACACCACAAGGUUACUGGUAGACGAGACAGAGCGAAGCCCUUACCAUUCAAGAUGGAGUCAAGUGGACCUUGGGGUUUUACUGGUGCAAAUGAUGGCAAUCCAAAGAUCAGUUCUAAGUUUAUUGCCCCAUGCUAUUUUAUCAAUAAGGUUGAGAUCGACACAAAGCUUCCAAUCGUUGGUGACCAGAAAUGGGUGAUAUGGAUCUGCUCCUUCAACGUACCAAUGGCACCCGGGAAGACCCGCUCGAUUGUUUGCAGUGCUCGGAACUUCUUCCAGCUAACCAUGCCCGGCCCUGCAUGGUGGCAGGUGGUUCCUCGAUGGCACGAGCACUGGACUUCGAACAAGGUCUACGACGGUGACAUGAUCGUGCUUCAAGGCCAAGAAAAGGUCUUUCUUUCACAAUCAAACAACAGCGAUGUCAACAAGCAAUACACAAAGCUCACCUUCACCCCAACACAAGCCGACCGUUUCGUCCUUGCCUUCCGGAACUGGCUCUCCCGCCACGGCAACAGCCAGCCCCAGUGGUUUGGCUCCACCGCCUCCAACCAGCCACUCCCAUCAACCGUACUAUCCAAACGCCAGAUGAUGGACAGAUACGAGCAGCACACACUCAAAUGCUCAUCGUGUAAGAACGCACACAUCGCGUUCGAGAAAUUGCAAAAGCUUUUAAUCGGAGCAGCAAUCGCCUCCGCCGCUACAGCCGGAAUCCCUUCCAACGUCCAGCUGCGAAUCAUCAUCGGAGCAAUAGCCAUCAUAGCCGCUGCAUCAGCUUAUGCUAUACACGAAUUAAGUAAGAAUUUCGUUUUUGUUGAUUACGUUCACGCUGACAUUGAUUAAUUUACCCCAUUGUAUAAAAUUUAAUUUCACAAUCAAGAUCGAAUUUUUUUUC
Messenger RNA from Salvia hispanica, 1916 nucleotides. It is a transcript of the gene ACD1, whose product is annotated as Pheophorbide a oxygenase family protein with Rieske 2Fe-2S domain-containing protein. Gene Ontology annotation, molecular function: 2 iron, 2 sulfur cluster binding; pheophorbide a oxygenase activity; chlorophyllide a oxygenase activity. Gene Ontology annotation, cellular component: chloroplast thylakoid; cytoplasm. NCBI's taxonomy places the organism in Eukaryota, Viridiplantae, Streptophyta, Magnoliopsida, Lamiales, Lamiaceae. The record is from RefSeq and is a predicted model, not a curated record.